Molecule: messenger RNA, 1771 nt
Organism: Sceloporus undulatus (fence lizard)
Lineage: Eukaryota; Metazoa; Chordata; Lepidosauria; Squamata; Phrynosomatidae
Gene: AS3MT
Product: arsenite methyltransferase
Biological process (GO): arsonoacetate metabolic process; toxin metabolic process
Cellular component (GO): cytosol
Molecular function (GO): arsenite methyltransferase activity
Source: RefSeq, a predicted model, not a curated record
CCUACCAUACUAUUGGAUAAGGCAUUCUUACCAAAUGUUGACUCCUUUUCUUUCCUUGCAGUGGCCGAGGAGAGGAUAUACAGGGAGGUGCAGGACUACUAUGGCAAAGAGCUGAAGAAAACAGAGGAUCUAAAAACCAAUGCUUGCCUUACUGUGACAAGGCCCUUACCUGCAUUUGUCAGAAACGCACUACAAUGUGUUCAUGAAGAGGUUUCAGCCAAGUAUUAUGGCUGUGGCCUGGUAGUCCCAGAAUGUAUAGCAGACUGCUGGGUAUUGGAUUUGGGGAGUGGAAGUGGCAGAGACUGUUAUAUGCUCAGUCAGCUGGUUGGAGAAAAUGGACAUAUCACUGGGGUAGACAUGACUGAAGGCCAAGUUGAAGUAGCAAAGAAACACAUUAAUUACCACAUGAAUAAAUUUGGCUACAAGAAGCCCAAUGUAAACUUUAUUCAUGGCUACAUGGAAAAACUAGAUGAAAUAGGCCUGAAGGGUGAAAGCUAUGACAUUGUAAUAGCCAAUUGUGUGGUUAAUCUCUCUCCCGAUAAACGAGCUGUUCUCCGUGAGGCUUAUCAGAUGUUAAAGGCAGGUGGGGAGAUGUAUUUCAGUGAUGUGUAUGCCAGCUGUGACCUGCCAGAGGAUAUAGAAAACAGAGUCUUGUGGGGUGAAUGUCUAGCAGGAGCCUUAUGGUGGAAGAAUCUCUACAAAAUUGCCAAGGAAGUUGGAUUCCAGACACCUCGGUUGGUGACUGCCUCCCGGAUAACCCUUGCCAAUAAGGAGCUGGAAAAUGUUGUAGGUGAUUGCCAGUUUGUUUCUGCUACUUUCCGCCUUUUCAAGAUCCCCAAGGAUAGCACAGCCCAGCAGUGCAAGGUCAUUUACAAAGGAGGAAUCACUGGACAUGAAAAGGAACUAGAAUUUGAUGUCAACCACAGAUUCAAGCAAGGAGAAGUGGUGGAUGUAGAUGAGGAGACAGCAAGUAUUCUGCAGAACUCCAGAUUUUCUACAAAGUUCUUGAUCCAUCCUAAAGGGAAGACACAACCUAUCCUAGAAGGCUGUCAUCUUGGGAAACAAGAGCAGAAGCUUGGGGACCCAUUUAAAUUUGUGGAGCAGAUGGAGACAAAAGUCACUACAAAGACUCCUUCAGGAUGCUGUGGAUCCGAAGGAUGCUGCUAAUCUUUGCAGUUUAAUAUUGAAAAGCAGAUUUUUAAAAGAUACAAUAGCAAACAAAAAGAGGAAUUAUGGUUUCUAAGGAGCAAUGAAUAUACAGGAAUUAAUGCUUUGUGAUGCUUAUUGCCUUAGAAUAAGGUGAGAAUCAUGGCUGUUGAUGUGUUGGACAGGAACACCCAACUUCUGGGUAGAGCUGGUGGGAGCUGUAGUUCAACAAGGGUACAUGAUUCCAUAUUCUGCCUAAAAUCUUUUGCUUAAAAUAAUUGCCAGAUUUCCAACAGAAAGAUAGGCUGCAGUGUUCUGAGAUGUCAUGAUUUUGUUGCUGGGUGCACUGACUGAGAUAACCUAUAAAUGGGUGUUCUGUUCUCUGUUCAAGAUUCUUGCAGUACUCUUGAUUGGAGCUAGGUGAAUGACACCUAUAGACCUAUCCUUCUUAGAAGGGAUUAUAUAAAAAAAAGACCUCCCUAUUCACUAUUACUGCCAACUAGGGAACUGCUUAGUAAACAACUCCAGGUAGCAGUAGUUCAUUGCAAGCUUCAGCCUUAGGACUUUGGACUGUUUCACACUCAACCUACUGUAUAUGAUGUGAAAUUACUAUGGCUGGCACUGC